Molecule: messenger RNA, 851 nt
Organism: Limanda limanda (common dab)
Lineage: Eukaryota; Metazoa; Chordata; Actinopteri; Pleuronectiformes; Pleuronectidae
Gene: tescb
Product: tescalcin b
Exons: 8
Coding region: 59-709 (216 amino acids)
Molecular function (GO): calcium ion binding
Source: RefSeq, a predicted model, not a curated record
UCCCCGGAACUCGAUCCUCUGAGAUCCGACCCCAGUCGCAAGGGAGGCUUGUGGAGGAAUGGGUGCUCUCCAGUCUACGUCCGCUCAUCCAGAAUACGUUGAUCUGGCGGAGAAGACGGGAUUUUCAUAUGAACAGAUCCGAGUCCUGCAUGAAAGAUUCAAACAGCUGAGCCACCAUGAAGAAACUCUGCGGAGAGAUCACCUCAAUGAGAUCCCAGAUCUUGCGUGCAACCCCAUCCGUGCACAGAUCGUAGAGGCUUUCUUUGACAGAAGAAACUACCAUCAGAACGGCGAGGGCCCGGUGCAGGAGAUCGGCUUCGAGGAGUUCCUGGUGGUCAUGUCCCAUUUCAGGCCCCCGUCUCAUCACAUGACAGAGGAGCAGCGUGAGAACGUCAGGAGGGAGAAACUGAAAUUUUUAUUCAACAUGCACGACACAGACAACGAUGGGACAAUAACCCUGGAGGAAUACAGACACGUGGUGGAGGAGCUGAUAUCUCAAAGCGGGACUCUGGAGAAGGAGACGGCCAAAAGCAUUGCCGAUGCAGCCAUGUUGGAGGUGGCCAGCAUUUCAAUGGGUCACAUGGAGCCGGAUGAAUUCUAUGAGGGGAUCACAUUUGAGCAUUUCAUCAAGCUGCUGCAUGGCUUUGAAAUUGAAUCAAAAAUGAACAUUUUCUUUUUGAACAUGGACACGUCGACCCUGUGUAAGUGACGCUGGGACGUUAGUCGCUGACUCGGCGUAAACUCUGAUGACACACAUCGUUGUUUUCAUGAUAACAGCAACUCUCGCCUGUUUCCUACACCAACGUUUGGCGCUUCCUCUGACUUUAUGCCUUAUUCAUGUUGGAAUAACU